AUGAUUGACCCUGGCAGCUCUCAAGUCUCCAGCCGCCGUCGCCGCAACCAUCGUUAUGGCAACUCCAGAGACACUGAUACAUCCGGAGAUGCAUCUCAAUGCAAGUCGUGCCCCGAAGAAAAGGACAGGAUCUGUUCUCUGACGCAAGUAGGCAUGACCUCCGGUGAUGUGUCCCCAAAGUCGCCCUGCGUCACCCGCGGGCUUGGCUUGACCGAAGCUGCACUCUUCGAACUUUGUGAUAUUGUUCGAGCAGGGCUUGUCGGCGACAACAGCCCACCGGAGACGGCAACUGAGAGCAUCACGACUUUCCUGGAAGCAGCUGCUAUCGAUGAGAUGUGUAGUAUCCCGACCAUCCCGCUGGGCACAAUCAGGAAGACGCGUCUUGAUAAGCUACUCAUCGACAUUCUCAGCCCAGAGAACCAUAUCGAUGCUGGACCGUCUUACCCAUGGACCCAUGUGGAGACGGCGCAGAGGCUUCAGCGACAAUGGCGAGCGCGCUUUCGUGAGCGCUUCUUUGACCUUGAUCAAAGUCGAUAUCGAGCUCUAUCUAAGACUGGUGCCCUACGGGGCGUCACGUUUUGCAAUGUCGUGGAGCCUGAUGGCGACCUGUGGCAGGCAGCAGCAUGCAACUCGCUCUCCGAGGGCGAGGGAAACCCCCAGUACGAGCCUGGCUCAGACGGCAUUGUUGACAGCACGGUCGAGCGCGUGACAAAAGGUCCUCAGGGAGUUACGGCGCUCCCGCUGUUGAGCGGGAGCGAAAGGCUCUGUUCGCCUUUUGGGUCCGUCAAAUACGCACGCGAAGGCAAACUAUCUGAAAUGCAUCUGUGCCUCAUCUCCCAGGUCGGGAAGCAGAUUCGCAUCCUGCGUGGGCACCGCCUUCGCAGCCCGCUUGCACCGAGAGCCGGCGUCAGAUACGAUGGAUGGUACAUCAUCUGUCAAUAUGGCCAGAAGUUCAACGAGGAGACGGGCCUGAGCCGCGUCGAGAUUACACUGGAGCGAGCUUCGGGUCAGCGCCCGUUCGAUGACGUUGCCAAGGUGCCCCGGCCGUCGCAACUCGAUGACUGGCAUCUUUACGAGAAGUACGAAGGUGAAAUAAUUCGCCAGCGACGCGGCGAGCAGGGCUUCUUGGACUGGAAGAGAGCGAAAGCGGAGGAGACGAUGGACCUCGAGCAAUGGCGUCAGGCGCUGGAACUUGGCAAAGAUCUGAAGCUGGCGAAGCCGAGCAGGAGUACACGCUCGAUGGUGGGAAAUUAG
Messenger RNA from Purpureocillium takamizusanense, 1254 nucleotides. RefSeq lists its product as uncharacterized. The record is from RefSeq and is a predicted model, not a curated record. Lineage: Eukaryota; Fungi; Ascomycota; Sordariomycetes; Hypocreales; Ophiocordycipitaceae. The coding region runs from base 1 to 1254 and encodes 417 amino acids. The transcript is spliced from 3 exons.